AUGGAUUCUUCUGUGAGUGAGGAAUCUGAAAAUAAAUAUUGUUUUAGCAAAAAUGGUAUAUCUAAUACCAGUUAUAAUACUCAAACAAACAUCACAAAUAGUAAAAAUAAUAUUAUUCAUAAGUUAUUCAAUAGAGAGAUUUCUGGUAGCACAUCAAAAAAAUCAAAUGAAAGACGUCGAAAAGUAUUCGAGAAAAUACCACCACGGUUGCGGUUUUGUCUCAUGGACAUAGUUCCUAUACGGUACUUAAGAAACCAUGUUUUCAUGGGGUUUUCGCAAUGUGGUCAGUUCCUCCUCAGUUUUACAUUUUGCGGUCCGACCAGAGAUUUUGGAGAGAGCCUUAAAUACAGAUUACAUUUUCUCUCAUGGGUGCCAGGUAGAGUAGUAAAACCAGUACACAGUGUACCAUUAUUUGGAGAUGACUUUGUGGACAGCAAAGUGACAAUAUCUAUAGCCCAAUGGAAACACAAUACUGGGGUGUUAGUUGUUUAUGGCAUUGCGAAACACGAUUCAUAUACAGAUAGGUCCCACCUCAGUGUAAUUGGAGUGCCUAAAUUAGGAUGUAGGAAAUGUUCUGCAAUGUCUAAUGAAGAUGACCUCAGGUGGGGACAGCGAUGCUUAGAACACAACUUUGCGAUACACACGAAAUUCUUCUGCACCUCAGAUAGUAAUAUGUAUGAGCCAGUAGUGCAACUAGCGUAUUCAAAUCAAAUUGUUAUAUACACAGAUUUUAUACACAUCCUUGAAAUUGAUUUUGUCAAACCUGAUCAGGACAAUGAACCUACAGAAGAGGUGCCGAUGGAUAAAGAUGAUGUGCCAGCCGCAGAAGUUCCUAUUUCAACUGAGUGUUCCGCACCGUUCCUAUCCCCCAAAUACCAGAAUAACGUGGUCCAGAACAUCAUAGCGGAUUUCACCGAUCUAGAAUUUGAGCCGCAUCAGAUCCCUCGCACUGUCCACUUGCCGGACAUGAUGGGUCAAGAAUUAUGCAUUCAAGCAUCCUCUAUAUCGCACAACCUAAUGGACGAAUGGGAGGGGCCGUCCUUAUCCAUCAGGACAUUGAUCAGUCCACCGCUCCGUUCCCCGAGGAGAAUGCCGGCAGAAAGCAUGUCCAGGUUUAACGAGUCGCACCGAGUUAUAGCUGAGAAGGCUUACGAAUUCGUCGAAGAAGCGGACACCAAAUGUGAGAAGCUUAGUAUAUUUAGGAAACGGCGGCUCGCUGACAAGAAGUAUGAGUUUUCAGAGGAUAACAACGAGAAUAUCGUACCGUUUAGGGUUUUAAGAAGCAACAGAAAGUAUUUCACAGGGUCCACUAGUAAAUCGCGGAGAGCGAAGUCCCCGUCGGUGGAGAGCGUGCUGAGAGCGCACAACCAGAUCAGUAGACCACCGUCUCCGACCACCAGCUCGGAUUUGAAGGCCCUAUCGAUAGAUGUGGACAGGAAUAGUGAAUCUGAGUAUAGGGUUAUGGAAAUGCUAGACGACGGGUCGCUGAAGACGGUGUCCGUUCACGACAACACCUCGAAGACCCUAUCAGACUGCCCUGUCAGUCCGCAAGAUCCAUAUUUGGUUCAUUCGGAGAAUUCCAAAUGUAGUAAAUUGUUCACCCGCUAUUUCGUAGAGAGUGAUGAUGAAAUUACCUCAAUCAUAACGGAUGCUGACGAUGAUUGCCUAUCGGGUUACCACGUGACGUUACCACUAGACGGCCAUGGGGCGAACUACACUCCCCUCCAAGUGAUCGGUUCGGGGACUUGGGAACGAUUACGUAGCGCUUCGCCCCCUGCCCUACCCCCGCUUACAUUAAGAGCACAGCAAAGGUCACUGGAUACCGAGCUUCUGUGCAACGAAGUGUGUGGGCGGCUUUGCAAGAUCAACGGCAAGAGGUUCAUCUACUGCUUUGAUUGGGGUUGCCAUGUCAUCGAUGUUUGCCAGUCGAGUGGAUGUCUCUCUGGGUUGUGCGCCAUGUGGCUAUGGGCGAGCGAUGUGGUCAAGAGUGGGGAGGGCGAGUCCUUGUGCUUGGCAUGUGAAGGUGCCGCCGGGGGCUGCGUGCAACAUCGACUACAAUACGCCGCUGAGUGUCUGUUCGUAUGGGACCUUGUGACUGGUGUGUACAGGACUGAAAAAGUUUCAAUGACGGAAGAUGACAGCCAAGAAGGCAGCAGAGUGUCGAGCGCAGAAAGAGCUCGAGAGUUGGCCAAAAAGCUUGGACCCAUCAAUCUUCCACCGCAUGACAUUCGGCUGCUCACCACGCUCUCGGGUAAGUCACUAAGGAAAGUGACCGAUAUGGACAACUGCAUAGAAAUCACCAAGAGCUACGAGGACAGCUCCGAUUUUGAAUCUUCAGACGAGGACAGCUCCGAUUUUGAAUCUUCAGACGAGGUCAUCUCCGACAGCGAAUAA
Messenger RNA from Leptosia nina, 2394 nucleotides. The record is from the annotation of a GenBank genome assembly. Lineage: Eukaryota; Metazoa; Arthropoda; Insecta; Lepidoptera; Pieridae.